Messenger RNA from Arabidopsis lyrata subsp. lyrata, 1111 nucleotides. Its product is annotated as putative FBD-associated F-box protein At1g05080. The record is from RefSeq and is a predicted model, not a curated record. The transcript is spliced from 2 exons. Gene Ontology annotation, molecular function: protein binding. Bases 35 to 1096 code for a protein of 353 amino acids. Lineage: Eukaryota; Viridiplantae; Streptophyta; Magnoliopsida; Brassicales; Brassicaceae.
CCCUAAAACGCUAGUAUUGUUUUGGUUGCUUUCGAUGGCAGAAGCCAAAAUUGAAGAGAUCGGUUGUGAAGACAGGAUCAGUGCUCUACCGGAAGAUGUACUCGUAGAGAUAUUGGAUCUUCUCCCGACAAAAGACGUAGUAGCCACCAUGAUUCUGUCAAAACGAUGGCUGUCGAUUUGGACGAUGGUAAGGACACUUGAGUAUAAAGAAGACAUGGAUGAUGAAAGCAAGAAGAGCGUUUGGUGGUUUCUUAACAAAUCAUUGCAACUCCACAAGUCACCUGUAAUAGACAGCUUGUGUAUUGAACUUGGUCCACAGUGCCCUACUACUGAUGAUGUUGAUAUCGGAAAGUGGGUUGCAAAAGCUGUUGAUUGUUUGGUGUGGACGCUAACAAUCAAGCUCCUCUGGUCCGCAGGUCCAACCAGCUUGCCCAAGAGCCUUUACUCUUGCGACACUCUUUUUGAACUGACUCUCUCCGACCAGAUUCUCGUGAAUGUUCCUUCUUCUUCUUCCGCCUAUCUCCCAUUCCUUAGCGAUCUCGAACUAAUCCGUGUUGUGUAUAAAGACGAGGAUUCUCUCGUUACCUUGUUAUCGAGCUGCCCUGUUCUUGAGACCUUGUUCGUGAAAAGGAAAAUAGAUGACAAUGUGAAAAAGUUUACCAUCAAAGUGCCUUCUUUAUUGUACUUGUGGUAUAUUAAUGACUCGUCUGAUGUAGUAGACUAUACUGAUAGGUGUUUGGUUGUAGAUGCUCCUGCAGUGAACACCUGUCGAAUCACCGAUUAUUCACUAGACUCUUUCUCCAUCGAGGAUAUGCCCUGUCUCCAGGAUGCAAAUAUCAAUGUUGAAGAGUCUUAUCAUCCGGAUGACAAAUUUCUAACUUCUUUUUCUUCAGUCUUGUCUCUUCAUUUGAAUUUGUCUGAUGCAAUGGUUAUGCGUUGUACCAACGUCAACUUCUCUCGACUUAUAAAGUUAAGCAUAUGUCCGUAUGGACCAGACAUGUUGGAAACACUCCUACUUUUACUUAAAAAUGCUCCAAAACUAAAAGAGUUUUUGGUAGAUUAUGUACGUAUCAUCCUCCUCCUCUUCUUGCUUUAAUGGACUAAAAUCUAU